GAGAGGAACCCGCGUGGGUAUCGCUGAGAGGAGGCUGCAGGGACAGCCAUGGCGCCGGGUGGGCAGGCAGCGGCCAGCGGCGGUAGCUCCAGUGCGGUGACGCCUGAAGGGCUGCGGGGCUGGAUCCGAGGGGCCUACCGCUUCGCCACCGACCGCAAUGAUUUCCGCAGGAACCUUAUAGUUAACCUGGGUCUGUUUGCGGUGGGAGUUUGGGUAGCCAGAAACUUAACAGACAUCGAUUUAAUGGCACCACAGCCUGUUACAUAGUAGCAAUGAUGUGAAUGAAGUAGACCUGCAUGAAGUCUGAACUUUCCACUUUGUUGUAUGACAAAAUGAGUUGCAAUUGUUCAUCACAUAGACUGUAUAUGAGACAGUAUCUUCCAUGCAGCUUCUGUUCCAUCAGCAACUCUAGAAGUUGAAUUCAAGUGUGAAGGAUUGGAGAAAACAUCGAAGCAACAUUUUACCUGUACAUUUUUUUUCAUUAUAUUCAGUUCACUGGAUUGGGAGCAAUGAAUCCAAGUAGUAAUUUAAUACCUUAGGUUCUGUUUUUGCCAGAGGCAGUUAUAGAAUGUAAGAUAUUUUUCUUUGUAGAUGGAAUUAGUUUCUGUACCAAGUUUAAUAAAUUAUGAACUGAAGUGUGAAAUAAAGACAUGCCAAUGCA
This is a messenger RNA of Elgaria multicarinata webbii, 661 nucleotides long. RefSeq names its product translocase of outer mitochondrial membrane 6 (gene TOMM6). The transcript has 3 exons. Gene Ontology annotation, cellular component: mitochondrial outer membrane translocase complex. The coding region runs from base 49 to 267 and encodes 72 amino acids. NCBI's taxonomy places the organism in Eukaryota, Metazoa, Chordata, Lepidosauria, Squamata, Anguidae. The record is from RefSeq and is a predicted model, not a curated record.